AACAGGCUUAUCGUACUAGUGACUAAGAACAAAGCUAAUAACACCCAUAAAUAAUUCAUAUGCAAUGUGUGGUAGUACAUAAUAGCCUAUACGUAGUAUUCUUCGUUAAUACCUAUCCCUGAAGAGCCGUAAUUUAACAUCUUAGAGUUUAAAGGUUGCCUAUAUACAAUGUUGUAUGUAUUAUGUUGCAUGUCGUUGUUACUAACCUUCAUAAUCAGUGUUCGGGCAUGCCCUCUAGAAUAUGAAAGCACAGAUGAAACAGAACUGAACAAUACGCUACCUCUGUUGAAUGACACUGAUAUCGAAGACAGAACUGUUAUAACUGACAGGCAAAUCCUCUGGCCAUCGUCAUCAUCUGGACUUGUUUUUAUUCCAUACGUAAAUGCCAACCUUGAACCUAGAGUGGUAAAUCUUCUAAGACAUUAUAUUGAACAGUUCAGUCUCCAUUCAUGUCUACGCUGGGUUCCAAGAACACAUGAAAGGGAUUAUGUUGUGUUCAAUAGAGGCAACUGGGGGUCCGAUCGUUGUUUCGCUAUAAUUGGCAGACUUGGAGGGCCACAACAUGUUAAUAUAUCUGAAAGGUGUUUGCAUUUUUACCAACAGCGCCCAGAUGUGCAUUAUAUACCUCACGAAAUGUUGCAUGCAUUGGGCUUCGUACACGAACAUCAAAGAAGAGACCGUGAGUGUUACAUAGAAGUUUUUGGAGGCGCACUUCAGGACUACAACAACAGAAUAUAUACAAACUUUUGGACUGAUAUUACCUUCCCAUUUGACAUUCACAGUGUGAUGCAGUACCGGGCCAGCUCGAUUUUUAGAUCAUUGUUUGGUGAAACCGUUGGGCCGCUCAGUGAGGAGAUGUCUAUGUUAGACUGGAUGAAGCUCAACUACAUCUACUGCCGUGGACCGCAUAUAUGUGACACAAAUUAUAGUUUAUGUGCAAAUCACAAGAAUAUUCUUAAACAGUGCAUCCGGAGAGGUGCACUUCCUCGUAAUCUUUUACAUGUACAGGAUUCAAACUGGCUAAAUGGUUGAAAACAUUUACCUAUAAAAUAAUCUUGUAUUUUUAUGUAUACACAAAUAUGUACAAGGAAUUAUAUACUUGAUGGAAAUAAAAA
Homalodisca vitripennis (glassy-winged sharpshooter) is the source of this 1115-nucleotide messenger RNA. RefSeq names its product low choriolytic enzyme-like. Gene Ontology annotation, biological process: proteolysis. The record is from RefSeq and is a predicted model, not a curated record. The transcript has 5 exons. Bases 169 to 1032 code for a protein of 287 amino acids. Lineage: Eukaryota; Metazoa; Arthropoda; Insecta; Hemiptera; Cicadellidae. Gene Ontology annotation, molecular function: zinc ion binding; metalloendopeptidase activity.